Molecule: messenger RNA, 360 nt
Organism: Plenodomus lingam JN3
Lineage: Eukaryota; Fungi; Ascomycota; Dothideomycetes; Pleosporales; Leptosphaeriaceae
Source: RefSeq, a predicted model, not a curated record
AUGCAGUGGAUGAGCAUGUACUUUCUCGUGUACGCCGUGCGUGCUAGUUAUCUGAUCUUGUUGAUAGUGUACCAGCUCUCACUCAAGACAAAACAGAUAGCCGAGGAGAGAAUGGAAAUCUUGAACACAUCAGCCGCCUAUGGAAGAUAUCAAUACUUGGCGUUGUGUGUUGUACAUCGUAUCGGGUUUGGCAGAAAGAUGAAGAAACCUUUCGACUUCUUGACGGUCACAUGUUUCAGCUUUACCUGGUUUGAUACGACUAUUUUUGACCGGAACAUAGCAGGCCAGCUAUUUUCCCAUAGGCCUGAUAAGACCACCGGGAAACGCAGGACUGGAAAUUUUGAAUUUCGCUUGACCUAG